Messenger RNA from Lodderomyces oxycetoniae, 984 nucleotides. RefSeq lists its product as uncharacterized. The record is from RefSeq and is a predicted model, not a curated record. Bases 1 to 984 code for a protein of 327 amino acids. NCBI's taxonomy places the organism in Eukaryota, Fungi, Ascomycota, Pichiomycetes, Serinales, Debaryomycetaceae. Gene Ontology annotation, molecular function: metallopeptidase activity; translation initiation factor activity; protein binding. Gene Ontology annotation, cellular component: eukaryotic translation initiation factor 3 complex; cytoplasm; cytosol. The transcript has a single exon.
AUGCCGAGUAAGUACGAACCGUCCUCCAUUGAUACAGUGAGUAUUUCCUCAUCUGUCUUGUUGUCUUUACUUAGACACACAGCAGAACAUCAUCCGGCAUUAUUUUCGGGAGCAUUAUUAGGAUUUGAUGAUGAGGAGUCGCUUGAUAUAACGCAUGCAUUCCCAUACCCUUAUCCGGACCAGUAUGAAGGGGGCUCCUUCAAGUCUAGAAGCGGAGGUCAAUAUCAAAGGGAUUUACUUGAGAGUUACAAAAAACUCGGAUAUGGAGUUGAAUUGCAAGGUUGGUUUCAAUCAUCAAUCUCGGGUAACUUUGUCACUACGCAGUUGAUUGAAGGGUUAGCUCAACAACAGUUGCUUAAUCCCAACAUGUUUAUCCUUGUACACAACAUGUCGAGUAUAGGUCAAGAGGUUGAUUUGAAAGCGUUGAGAUUAUCCCCUGGGUUCAUGUCUGCAUAUAUGGAUGGUCGGUGGAAGUCCAAGGAUUUGGACAAGCAUGAAAUUUCAUACUUGAGCAUUUUUGAGCAAUUGGAAAUAGAUGUACAAAACCAAGCAUUAGUUGAUUUAUUCUUGUCAAAUACAUCAGUGCCCAAGACUACAGAGUCGGAAUUGAAGGUUCUUAAUCUUUUGUCGCACUCAAGUUCAAUAACCCAUUUAUUGGAAUCGUUAUGUGGUCAAGUUGACUCCUUCAACUAUGAUCAGAAUAAUUUUAAUUAUUACCAAAGGCAGUAUCUGAAAGAGCUGUCCAAGAUCCAGCAAUGGAAACAACAAAGAAAGUAUGAUAAUUUAGAAAGAGCCAAAAUUGGUGAGAAGGAGUUGGACCCAGAAGAAUGGAAGUCACUUUUUAGGUUGCCUGUUGAGCCAUCAAGAUAUAAUAACUUAUUGCAGAGUCAUUCAAUCAAUGCAUUAGCUGAUGAUGUUUUGAAGAAAUGCGAUGAGGAAUUGCAAAAGAGUUUUGUGAUAAAGGAAAAAUUGACACUGGCGUAG